Prunus mume (Japanese apricot) is the source of this 840-nucleotide messenger RNA. RefSeq names its product disease resistance response protein 206-like. The record is from RefSeq and is a predicted model, not a curated record. NCBI's taxonomy places the organism in Eukaryota, Viridiplantae, Streptophyta, Magnoliopsida, Rosales, Rosaceae.
UAUAGCAAACUCACAAGUAGAGCUAGAAGCAAAAGCUCACCCUAGUGAACUUGGAAUCUUCCAAUUUUCCUUUUUCUCUCUGCCUCUUCUGCCUCUUUGCUUCUUCUUUUUUUCAUCACCCAUAAUGGCAGCAAGAAAAACCUCUGUUCUUCUUUUCUUCUUCAUGUUCCUCGCUUUAUCUUCAGCCUUCCCAAGAAAUAAAAACAAGUACAAGCCAUGCAAGCACUUGGUGCUAUUCUUCCACGACAUUAUUUACAACGGUAAAAAUGCUGCCAAUGCUACAUCAGCAAUUGUAGCAGCUCCUCAAGGAGCCAAUCUAACCAUCUUGGCACCCCAAUUUCAUUUCGGAAACAUAGCGGUUUUCGACGAUCCCAUCACCCUUGACAACAAUCUGCACUCCAAGCCUGUUGGCAGGGCUCAAGGGAUGUACAUAUAUGAUACAAAGAACACAUUCACUUCUUGGCUUGGCUUCUCAUUUGCUCUGAACAGCACAGACUACCAAGGCAGCAUAAAUUUCAUUGGGGCCGAUCCCAUUUUGAUUAAAACUAGGGACAUAUCUGUGGUCGGUGGCACCGGAGACUUUUUCAUGCACCGGGGAAUCGCAACCAUCAACACCGACGCAUAUGAAGGUGAAGUCUACUUCAGGCUCAAGGUGGAUAUCAAGUUUUAUGAGUGUUGGUAAAUUUGAGGUAGUUACAUUAAGUAUAAGGGCUUUUGGUAUGUGAGAACUGAGAAUGGUCUUGAAAUAUGUUGUGUGUCAUGGAGUGCUUAUAAUUUUAGAGUUUGCUAAGCAUGAGCUUAGUCCAUCAAUAAGUAAUUAAACAAUCACCCUUGUACUUU